Molecule: messenger RNA, 2730 nt
Organism: Lates calcarifer (barramundi perch)
Lineage: Eukaryota; Metazoa; Chordata; Actinopteri; Centropomidae
Product: coiled-coil domain-containing protein 148
Exons: 15
Coding region: 48-1853 (601 amino acids)
Source: RefSeq, a predicted model, not a curated record
CAACCCAUACACUGUACACAGAAGGAUAGCACAAGAGUUCUAAAGUGAUGAGUGGAAGGGAUCUGCAUACGUUCAUCACACAAUACAGAGCAGAAGAUGUGGAAAAACUGACACAGCGGAUGAAAAAUGGUCUUGGCAGCUCAAAGUACAAGCCGGCUGAAUAUAAAAGACUGCAAGCUAUUGUUGAUGCUAAACGCCUGGAGUCUGAUCUAAUUGGACAAAAGGUUCAGAAGACCCACUGUGCAGCCAAGGCAACCAAGGAAAGCUCCAUUUUACGGCAGCACAGACAGGUGUGGAGCAGAGAGUGCCCCAGGCUGCAAAAGGCUGAGGAGAAAGCUGAGAAUGACAUCCAUGAUUUUAUAGAGCAGAUUAGACCAAAUGGUAGAACGGACACUGCCAUCUUCUCACUUCGGGACUAUGAGCUGUUUCUUGAGAAAGAGCAGGAGGCAUUCAGGAUAGCAACUGUGGAGCCUGUUCUACAGCUCAGGGAUGACCUGUGCUUCAGACUGGGUGAAGUACAACAUCAGCAGCUCACUGCCCAUCUAUCAAACUGGGAACAAGUAAUACAACAGAUACACUUUGUGAAAGACCAGCAAGAUAACAUUACUGCAAAACUUCAUGCAGAGCACCUGGCUUUGGAGAAGGAGAUUAUGGAUCUUGGUUUGGAGACAUAUCUUUCUAGUGCUUCAGAUAAUCUGAUGAACACUGAAAACAUUCCAGAGGAGGUUUUGAAUUCAGACUGCCCUUACCCAGAGCUGAAGGACUCCCUGAUCGAGGCCUUCCACUCCCUGUCAGAAAGAUACCAGAGAAGGCUGCUGAGUCUUCAAGAGCAAUUACAAAGAACAGACAGGUUCUGUGGCUGGCAUCCAGAGGACCACCUACGCUACCAGUUCACAUUGUUUCAGUACACUCAUGACAUACCCAACCACAGAGCACUCUGCAUGGACAUGCUGCAAAGACUCUUUCCUGAGAAAACUAGACAAGAGCUGAUGGAGCAUGAACGUGUGUUGAACUGGCAGCGCUUCACCCAGGCACAGCUGACCGUACUGACCCAGCAGUGGCAACGGGAUCAGGAGGAGCUACUGGCCAGAGCUCUGGUCACAUUGCAAGAGGCAAGACAUGCCCACCAGGAGGAGCUGGAGCUCCACAGAGACCGCCAGAACCAGCAGGACAUCUGCUCACAUCUCAGAGAGAAGCUGCAGCGGUGGCGGGCCCAGCAGGAGGAGGUGGCGAAGCUAGAGGCAGCUAUAGCUGCUAGACAGCGAGCAGAGGAAGAGGCGAGGUUAAAGAGGGAGCAGGAGAGGGAGGCUGCCAUUAGGUCACAGCAAAAAGAUGAGGUCAGGCAGUUUUAUUUAAAGCAGCAGAGGAGAAGGGAGGUGCUGGAGCAGAGGGAUCAAGAGAGACUUGCUAAUCUGAGGAGCGUCAUGGAAGAACAGGCAAGGCGAGAUAAAGAGAGGGUGCAGUUUAGGGCGGAUAUGUUGCAGCGACGAAGGGAAGAGAGAGAGGCGCGGGAGCUUGAGCGUCAGAGACAAGAAGAAGAGAAACAGAAUCGUCUGGAAGCUCUCAGAAGCCAGGUUGUAGUGGUGGCAGAGGCAGACCCAGAGAGGAUGAUGGCAGAUACGGAGGCUUGGAGGAGUCGACACUUGAACGUAAAUGAGUUUGAGCUCCAAAGGCCUCUCUAUAGUAUUAACACGUACACGGACACACAGAUUGUGUCUGAUCCAAGGGUGCGGGUUGAGCAAGCUCUGCGAGAGGCUGGUCUGCACCACAGUCAGUAUGCCAAGGAGGUUCUGUCUGUUAUCAAGCCCCCCAAACCACCUCGACGAGACACGAAAUCAAUACUCAAAUUCUGACUGAGGGCUUGUCGGGGUCAUAUUAUCAAGUUCAACCAAUAAUAUUAUAUAUAUAUAUAUAUAUAUAUAUAUAUAUAUAUAUAUAUAUAUAUAUAUAUAUCAUUGUAAAUAAGCUGAAUUAUUGACCACCACAUGACGCUGGUUUUAUACUCUACAGGACCUCACAAGCAAUAAAGUAUCAUACGGUUUCUCUGAGUGAUGAUAAACAUGUACAUCCAACAGAUGAAAAUGACCUCUCUGCUCAUUUAUCAAUAUUUAAUCAUUGCUUAUGUUACUUUCAGGACGUUUGUAUGUAUAUAUGAGCUUGUAUGGCAGCAUUCAAUAACACCUUCAUCACUGAAUUACAUUAUGGAAAAUUCCCCUUCAUGUUCCUGUGUCACAUGGGAGGAAUCACUUGUGCUUCUCAUCAAAAAAGCAUAUAAGAAGAAAAAUGUUAAAACUAGCCACUACUGUGUGGCUGCAAACCUCCACUACUAGCCAACAGUUUCUCAGUUUUGAUUUUUAAUCCAAACAUUCACGUGAGGUGAGUUUCAUGAUCCUACAAGCAUCCCCUUAGAAUUUGAAAUAGUAUCUUGAUCUGUCAGAUUUAUAGUUAAAAUGAUUAUUGUCUAUGUUGCAGAACUUGUUGUUCCUCACCCCAGGUGCAAGUUGAACUUUUUUCGUGUUUUUACAGAUAUCAUGCUUACAAACUGCCAAAUUAACUACAAGAAGUUGAAAAACAGUUUUUUUUUUUUUUUGGCUCUUGAAGUCAAAUAUUACAAUCAACAUACAGAAGACAUUAUUUAGAAAAUUACUGUUGGCUUACAUAAGUACCAGAGUUAAAUUAAAUAUCAAAAGAUACAAUACAUACUUACACACACACACACACACACACACA